UCCUGUUCACAAGUUUAGAUAAGACCUCUUAAUUUAUAUUGAUGUCUUCUUGAGCAUGUGAAUGUUUGCAACUGUAGUUGUGUAUUGGGCCCCUUAAAUGUCAUUGGUGUAAAAUUAUUCAUUUUAACAACAUACCGGUGGAAAUGGCUUGGAAAUGCAGAAGUGCUUUGUCUGGUGAACAGUGGGCAGUUCAAUGGCUGAAGACAAACAAGGCACUUACGAACAACUAUCACAAAACAUUGAAACAGUUGUUGAUCGUAACUUUGCACAGUAUUAUAUUCCAGCAUUUGUAGAAGUUAUACCUUGACCCAUCCUUAGCCUACGUGUUUCCCUAAAGUUUCUUAGUUAAGUUUUGUAGUCAUACGUCUGUCAGGAUGUUCUAGACUUAUUAUCACUGUUGACAGUUCACUCCGCUUGUAGCCAUCACUGUGCAAAACGCUUGCUUACAUUUCAGUCUACAAAUAUAAUUUUGACGUUGUAAUGCACCCAAUGUUUGGACAAAUUAUAGCAGUGAUACAGCGAAAAGUUGUGCUAAAUAAAAGACUGACACUGUCGACAGGGCCAUUUUGAGUACUAUGUGCUGCAUCUUUUGGUGGCUCCCCUUUUUCUGAUUAAAUUAAUUACCUUUUAAAUAUAAGUGGCGUGGGGCGUUUGGUACAUCAUGUUGUGAGUUUAAACACUCAUUUCGAAAUUAUGUAUAGCUUGAUAGCAUAUCCAGGGUUCGAGAUUGCAAUUUUGAUUAUUUUUACAAGAUGGCAUGAGUCCUAUCGAUGCGAUUUUAUCUAUUUCUGAAAUGUUUCUUUUAUAAAGACCACUGCUCUCUCACGUAGCGCACGUAACGCUGUGAAGUAGCCCCUGUAUAGAGUGAAUAAUUGAUUGUCAAGCAAUGGAUGUCAACCAAUUCAGCACCACUGCCAUGGACAGCACCAGUUAACGUCAUAUGUAAAGAAGUGUAAACUGUUAUUCGGGGAACAACACUGUAAAAAAAUGAAGCAUGAAAUUAAAACAACUUGGUAUUGCAAGUUAAUUCAACCUCCUGUUUUAAGUUUUUAUUAUUCGUCUUAUUGAUUUUUUAUUAUUAAAUGAUAUUAACUAUAUUAACUACACACACGUGUGUAUGUGUACAUAUGUAAUUCCAUCUGAUACCAUUGGAAACUGUAUGAACACCACAGUCCAAUAAUAAUAAUGACAAAAUAUAUCUUAUUUUAAACAAGUAAGAGGCUGUGUAAGUGCAUAAGCAGAGUGGUAAGGUCAGAGCACUAACAAAAAAUACAGUGGCAUUUCCCUGAUUGGAUAAAAGUGUCUGCCAAAUACAUAAAUGUAAAUAUAUUAAGAUUGGUUAUGUUUGUUUAAGGAUAAUAAUAAUCAUUCAAAACAUUUUUUUUACUUUUUAAUAAUUUUUCUCCACGGUAAUGUUUCUGUUUGUGUGCUUCUGCGUGGGAAUUUUAGCGCCUUAAAAUCUUUCAAUCUUUCAGAAGGUGUUGUAGAUGUGAUCAUUCUGCACUGCUGUAUUUCGACUCUAAGUGCCGCUGUUCAACUUUGUAUUCUUCUAGUGGCGUUGUUAUCCAUCCCUCAUACAAAACCUAUAGCAGUAGCAUAAUUCAGACAUCAUAAGCGACGACACUAGAUGCUACAUAACAGACCAACACAUCGCUUAUCAGCUUCGCCUCCAGAUUCUCUAAUCUGGAUGAGGCAUUGUGUAGGAAAUAUUCUAUAAUAUUCAUCUUUCGGUUUUUUUGUGCUCAGUCUUUGUUGUGCAAAAAUGGAGUCGGGAGGAAAAGGCUGGGUGUAUGGUUGGCUAUUCUACACAGUGUGCGCGCUCUCUUUAUUUGCGGCUGAAGUGACUGGACAGAUUCGUUAUUCAAUACCUGAGGAAAUGGCAGUGGGCUCGAUUGUUGGAAAUAUCGCCUCGGACCUUGGGCUUGAAUCAAAGAGACUGAUUUCAGGGAAAGCGCGUGUGUUUACCGCGGAGAGCAGUGAGUACAUUGGACUGGACAAAGAGAACGGACAUCUGGUUAUUAAGAAUAAAAUAGACAGAGAGGAAUUAUGUGGAGAGAUAUCCGCAUGUAGUGUCAGUUUUAAUGUUAUUUUAGAAAACCCGUUGGAGCUUUUCCGCGUUACAGUUGACGUACAAGACAUCAAUGAUAACAGCCCCGUCUUUCCGAAAUCGAAAAUUGAAGUUGAAAUCAGCGAAUUAGCGGUGCCCGGUGCGCGCUUUCCAUUAGAGAGCGCAGUAGACCCAGACGUGGGAGUAAAUACGCUGCAGAAAUAUACUCUUCAUCCCACGGAUAAAUUUAAACUGAAUAUCCAAAGUAGUGCUGGUGGUAGCAAACACGUCGAAAUGAUUCUUCAUUCUCCAUUAGACAGAGAGAAAGAAAAGCAUCAUAAUUUAAUCCUGACGGCUUUCGAUGGUGGAAAACCACAAAGAUCUGCAACAGUGCAGAUAAAUAUUGUUGUUCUUGAUGUAAAUGACAAUGCGCCUGUGUUUAGCCAAUCGUCUUACAAAGCAUCCGUUGUAGAAAAUGCUGUUAAAAAUACAGUCGUUACAACAGUAAGUGCGACAGAUGCUGACGAGUCAAGUGAUGGUGUACAGUAUUAUUUUGAGCACGCGACCUCUGCGGUUAAAGCUUUGUUCUCCAUUGACGCGGAUUCUGGUGAGGUUAGAGUUAUAGGUGACAUAGAUUAUGAAAAACACAAGCAGUUUACAGUUAAAAUUAAAGCUAAAGAUCAAGGCGGAUUGACUGACUCGAGUGAGAUCAUUAUUGACGUCAUUGAUGUAAAUGAUAACACACCAAAAAUUACAAUAAUGUCUUUCUCCAGUUCUGUAUCUGAAGAUGCAGCUCCUGGCACGGUUAUAGCAAUGUUAAAUGUUCAAGAUCUAGACUCAGGAGACAACAGUAAGAUUUCUUGUUCUAUUGAUCUGAACUCUCCAUUUAAAAUCAUAUCCUCAAUAACAAAUCAUUACAACCUGGUGACAGAUUCAGAAUUAGACAGGGAACAGACAGCAGAGUAUAAUAUCACUAUAUCCGCUGUUGAUGGGGGUAACCCAGCUCUGUCAAGUAAAGAGAUUUUUAAACUGAAAAUAUCUGAUGUGAAUGAUCACGCACCUCAGUUUGAGCAGGAAUCAUAUAAUGCUUUUAUAGCUGAAAAUAACCCACCAUCUACAACUAUUCUGUCUGUGAAAGCAUUGGACAUGGACUCAGGGCCAAAUGCAAAGAUUUCCUAUUUCCUUAUUGAUGGAGAUUUAAACGGAUCACCUCUGUCAUCUUACAUUUCCAUAAAUUCAGAGAGUGGUGUGAUCUAUGCAGGAAAAUCUUUUGAUUAUGAACAACUGAAAUCAUUCAAAAUGCAAGUUAAAGCUCAAGAUGGAGGCUCACCGCCUUUAUCCAACAAUGUGACUCUUAACAUCUUCAUUCAAGAUCAGAAUGACAACGCUCCUCAGGUUCUGUAUCCUGUUCAAACUGGUGGUUCUGUGGUGGCUGAGAUUGUGCCUCGUUCUGCAGAUGUUGGUUAUCUCGUCACUAAAGUGGUGGCUGUUGAUGUGGACUCUGGACAGAAUGCCUGGCUCUCAUAUAAACUACAGAAAGCUACAGACAGAGCACUGUUUGAAGUGGGUUUACAGAAUGGAGAAAUAAGAACUGUGCGUCAGGUGACUGAUAAAGAUGCUGUGAAACAAAAACUCACUGUUGUUGUUGAAGAUAACGGACAGCCGUCACUCUCAGCUGUGGUCACCAUUAAUGUGGCUGUUGCUGAUAAUUUUCCUGAAGUUCUUUCAGAAUUUACAGACUUUACUCAUGAAAAGGAAUACAACAGCGAUCUGACUUUUUAUUUAAUUUUGGCACUGGCAGUAGUUUCACUGCUCUUUAUAGUUUCAAUUAUUGCAAUAAUUUCAGUGAAAAUCUACAAAUGGAGGCAAAAUAAGUUAUUUUAUAAAUCUGGAGGAAAUCUACCUGUAAUUCCAUAUUACCCACCAGUUUAUGCAGACGGCACAUUACAGCAUGUGUAUAAUUAUGAAAUGUGUGGGACCACUGACUCAAGGAUGAGUGAUGUGAAGUUUGUCAGGCCCUACAGUCAGAACACACUCGUGAGCCAGAGUCAUAUGGGGACAGUACAGAGAGAACAGAAGAUACAAGAGAAUGAUGACAUUAAUUCAGAGGUGAGAUGUUCAAAUGUCUCUUUUUGA
Paramisgurnus dabryanus is the source of this 4183-nucleotide messenger RNA. RefSeq names its product protocadherin gamma-A3-like. NCBI's taxonomy places the organism in Eukaryota, Metazoa, Chordata, Actinopteri, Cypriniformes, Cobitidae. Gene Ontology annotation, molecular function: calcium ion binding. Gene Ontology annotation, cellular component: plasma membrane. Gene Ontology annotation, biological process: homophilic cell-cell adhesion. The record is from RefSeq and is a predicted model, not a curated record.